Encephalitozoon hellem ATCC 50504 is the source of this 2598-nucleotide messenger RNA. RefSeq names its product aminopeptidase N. The transcript has a single exon. The record is from RefSeq and is a predicted model, not a curated record. Gene Ontology annotation, biological process: proteolysis; peptide catabolic process. Gene Ontology annotation, molecular function: peptide binding; metalloaminopeptidase activity; zinc ion binding. Gene Ontology annotation, cellular component: cytoplasm. NCBI's taxonomy places the organism in Eukaryota, Fungi, Microsporidia, Unikaryonidae. Bases 1 to 2598 code for a protein of 865 amino acids.
AUGAAGUGGAUUGAAUUGAUGAUUGGAUUGAUGCCCAUGAUUGAAGGCAGAAAAAUGGAAGGAAGCAGUGGGACAGAAUUUCCUCGAAGGCUGGACAGGACUGUUGUUCCUUCGCACUACGACCUGCAUGUGAAGGUGAUGGACACGGGGUUCUGCGGAAACGUAGGGAUCCGGGUGGAUAUCUCGCAGCCUGUGGAUGAGAUAAUGAUGAAUGCAAAGGAGCUUGACGUACUGAGUGCAGGGAUUGAGAUUGAUGGAAGGAGGAUUGAUGGAGAGGUGGUCAUGGGAGACGACGAGAAGGAGUACGAGGUUGUAAGGAUCAGGUUUCCCUCGACGAUACCCAAGGGAGAAGGAUACAUUGUGGGAGAGUUCUGCGGAGACUACAACUCUGGUCUGGUUGGGUUUUACAAGAGCGGGGGAGAGUCGAAGGUCUACAGCACACACUUUGAGCCGACGGAUGCAAGAAGGGUGUUUCCAUGCUUUGACCAGCCCGAUAUGAAGGCAACGUUUAGCAUUUCGAUUGAUGCGCCGUCAAACCUUGUUGUUCUGUCGAACAGCCCCUCUGUGCCUUCGCUGCGGAAGGAGUAUGGAGACAGGGCGAUUGAGUACUUCACGAAGACAAGCAAGAUGUCUACAUAUCUUGUUGCAUUUGUUGCUGGCGAGCUUGAGUACAUUGAGGACUGGAGCAAGUCUGGAGUGAGGCUAAGGGUGUAUGGACAGGGGAAGGAAGAGGCGUCGUGGGGAAGGUAUGGGCUUGAGGUUGCAAAGAGAUGCAUCGACUACUUUGAGGAGUACUUUGGGAUUGAGUAUGAGUUUCCUGAGAAGGGGAUGGCAAAGAUAGACAUGAUUGGGAUUCCGAGCUUUGGCAGUGGAGCGAUGGAGAACUGGGGGCUCAUUACGUUCCGAAAGGAGAGUCUUCUGUACUCUGAUGGAAAGGACAGUGUUGAGCAAAAGAAGAAUGUAGCUGAAACUGUGUGCCACGAGCUGGGGCACAUGUGGUUUGGAAACCUUGUGACGAUGGAGUGGUGGGACGACCUGUGGCUGAACGAGGGAUUUGCAACAUGGAUAUCGUUCAAGGGGAUGUCUGAGAUAGGGAAGGAGUAUGUUGACUGGGAUGUCGAGGGAGAGUUUGUGCUGUGGAAUGUGAUACGGGGGAUGCUUGAGGAUGGGCUUGGAAAGAGCCACAAGAUCCGGAUGGAGGUUUCCGAUCCUGGAGAGAUUGGAGAGAUCUUUGAUGCGAUCAGCUACAGCAAAGGAGCAAGCAUCAUCAGGAUGGUUGAGAAGUAUGUUGGGGAGUCUGUAUUUAUGUCUGGGAUCCGGCGAUACAUCAAGGAGCACAUGUAUGGGAACGGGAAUGGAAUGAGCCUGUGGAAGGCGAUUGGGGAGUCCUAUGGAAAGGACAUUUCGUCGAUGGUUGAGGGAUGGAUUUCGCAGGCAGGAUACCCUGUGAUAAGUGUCAGCGAGAGUGGGGAGAACCUCGUUCUGUCGCAGAGGAGAUACUCGAUGCUUGGAAAAAGCGACGACAGCAUGUGGAUUGUGCCUGUUGUGAUAACAUGGGGGUCUGGAGAGAACGAAAGCAUUGAGGUUGGAGAGAGAGAGGUUGUGAUUCCACGGAGAAGCGAUGUGUACAAGGUGAACAGCUCGUAUGCAGGGUUCUACCGGGUGCUGUACGAGGCCGAUGCACUGAGAAGGCUUGAGGAGAGGCUUGAGGAGAUGGGCGACAUGGACCGAGUGAACAUGGUCGAGGAUGUGUUUGGGCUUGGAUUUGGACUGUAUGGAGGGAUUGGAGAGAGGCUCCGGAAGAUAGGGGAGUACUACUCUGACGGAUACUGUGUUGCCCGAAGCACGGUUGAGAAGCUGAUGCGGAUCCGGAGUGUGUUCUACGACGAUGCCGAGAUUGUGUCUGCGGUUGACAAGCGAGUUCUGGGGCUGAUUGAGGAGAGGAUUGAGUCUAUUGACACCUCUGUGUGUGAGACGUCUGUGGAAAGGAUCAGCAUGAACAAGUACCUGCUGUCUGUUGGCAUUGAGGUUGGAAGUGCCUCUGCGAUGAGGAAGGUGUCUGAGCUGUGGAGGCGGCACGUCGAGGAGGGAGCGGAGCUUGGAGAACUUCGGUGGAUUGUGUACAAGGGAGUUGUUGACGACAACCUUGAGCACCUGAUUGGGGAGUACAAGAGUGGAAGGAGGCCUGGAACCCGAUGGGAAGUGAUAAGUGGGUUCAGCGGGAUAAAGAGGAAGGAGAGCUUUGCAGAGGUUGUGAAGAGGCUGUGCGAGUUCAGUGUUGAGGACAUUGGUGUGGUGAUAGCAAUAAUCUGCAGAAGCGGGAACUUCCGUGACGAGAUGGUUGAGUAUGUUGUGUCGCACCGGGAGGAGCUUUAUUCGAUGGUGCAGAAGAAUGUGAUGCUAUACAACACCAUUGUGAUGUCUCUCCGGCAUGUGAGCAGUGACCCAAUGGUGGAGAAAGUGUCCGAGUUCCUUUCUGGGAUCAAGCACUCUGGAAGCAGUCUGAGCAUUGAGAAGGUGCGAGACGAGAUUGAGUGGAGAAGAAGGAUGAGAGGAGUAAGAGACGAGAUCCUUGCAGGACUCUGCUCCUCUGAGUGA